Molecule: messenger RNA, 2679 nt
Organism: Symbiodinium pilosum
Lineage: Eukaryota; Dinophyceae; Suessiales; Symbiodiniaceae
Source: the annotation of a GenBank genome assembly
AUGGGUGCGGCCUGGGCCAGCGGCAUCAACCUUUACGCGACCAUUGCGAUUCUCGGUCUGGCCGGCAACAGCGGGUACAUUGACCUACCUGAAACACUGGCGAUAGUGCAGGACCCGAUGGUCAUCAUUGCCGCUGGGUUUAUGUACUGUGUCGAAUUCUUUGCCGACAAAACGCCGGGUUUAGACACCGGCUGGGAUGCGAUCCAUACCUUUAUAAGAAUACCUGCCGGGGCAAUGCUGGCUGCCGGUGCUGUGGGUGACGUGACCCCCGCACUGGCGGUUGCAGCGGGCCUGGUUGGCGGUACGGUGACCGCGGCCACCCACGCUACAAAAGCAGGUACGCGGGUGCUCAUCAAUACCUCUCCUGAACCCUUCAGCAACUGGGGUGCCUCCCUUGCUGGAGACCUCGCCGUGUUUGCUGGUCUCUGGGCCGCGUUAAGUCAUCCCGUACUGUUCCUGAUUGCGUUUGUGCUGUUUCUCGGCCUGAUGAUCUGGCUGCUGCCAAAGCUGAUGCGAGGUAUCGCUGCUGUGGGCCGCAAAGUCGGUCGCCGCUGGUCGGUGCCGGCACAGGUAUUUGCACAACCUCUGGAACUUUAUGCCGGCGCGCGCUUGAGCCGCGCAGAACUCACCAUUGAACUGGAGCGCCUCGGUUAUAAGCGACACGCCAACCUGCCACAUCCGGGCACAUUCAAGUCACCAGGGAACGAAUUACAGAUUUAUCUGCGCAGCUUUGACUUCAUGGAGCGACACCGAGAUGCGCAGCGCAUUUCGGUCGCCUUCGCCGGCAAACGCAUCACCAGAAUAAACGGCGAAAGCGGGGAUAUUCCGCUGUUAAGAUUAGACCCUGCAACCAUCGGCAGCUUCUUUCCCAGCCACGGCGAAGACCGCAUCAUUCUGUCGCCGGAACAGGUACCACCGCUGUUAUCCGAAGGUCUGAAAGCGGUUGAAGACCGUAAUUUUGAUGAGCAUGCAGGAUUCAGCAUCCGCGGCAUUGCUCGCGCCUUCAUGGUGAAUCUACGCGCCGGCGAGCGCCAGCAGGGUGGCAGCACCUUAACUCAGCAGUUGGUUAAAAGUUAUUUUCUCGACAACCGCCGAACCAUCGAGCGCAAACUCAAAGAAGUUGCUAUGGCGAUCAUCCUCGAUGCGCGCUUUUCCAAGGAAGAUCUGUUAACCGCCUACAUCAAUGAAAUAUUCCUCGGACAAAAUGGUUCUCGCGCGGUGCAUGGAUUUGGCCUGGGUGCGCAGUUCUACUUCAACAAGCCAUUAGCUGAGCUUGAAAGCGACGAGAUCGCAACGAUGAUUGCGAUCAUCCGCGGUCCAUCUUUCUACAAUCCGUUUCGUCAUCCUGAGCGCGCGCUCGAACGCCGCAAUCGUAUUCUUGCCACCUUCGAAAGUGACGGCUUGAUAGAUACCCAGCAGCUGACCACCGCGCUGGCCCAACCCUUGGGCGUUGUCGCCAGUCCCACCAGCGGUGGCGCCUACUACCCGUCGUUUAUGGAUCAGGUGCGCACCGAGCUUAAAGAUCAGUAUGACCCCGAGGCGCUCUCCUCUGCAGGUCUGCGCAUCUUCACAACCAUCAAGCCCCACCAGCAGGAGGCCGUGCAGCGCGCGGUGAGCAACACGCUGAAUCAGAUUGAAGGUGAUCGACAGAUCGAGCCAGGCACUUUACAGGCAGCUGCAGUAGUGGCAGACAGCCAGACCGGUGAAAUACACGCUCUGGUGGGUGGCCGCAAAGGCCGGGUGGAUGGGUUCAACCGCGCUCUAAACGCGCAGCGUUCAGUUGGCUCGCUGAUUAAACCGGUUGUGUACCUCACCGCCAUAGAAUCCGGCAUGCACCUGGGCACAAUCAUAAAAGACGAGCCGAUUACCAUUGAACCUGAAUUUGGCGACGUCUGGGCACCUAAGAAUUUCAACGGUGAAUACACCGGCGAGCUGCCGAUGAUCCGGGCGCUGGCGGAAUCAUCUAACCUGGCGACUGUGCACCUUGGUAUGCAGGUGGGGUUGCCACUCAUCCAACAGCGGUUCCGGCACCUCAUCGGUCACGUGCCACAGAAUCAGUACCCCUCAUUCCUGCUCGGCGCCGAAGCGCUGUCUCCGCUGGCUAUGCUUGAGCUGUAUGGGAACUUUGCAUCCGGCGGUUUCCGCACACCACCCAAGGCCGUUAUUGCGGUGCUGGACGAGCGCGGGCAGGCGUUAACUCAUCACCCGUUUGAGUUGCAACAAACCAUUGAGUCCCGGCAUGCGGCAACCAUUAACCGCGCCCUGGAAAUUGCCAUGGCUAAAGGUACGGGCAAAUCUUCACCCUAUGCCAGACGCGGUGUGGCAGGGAAAACCGGCACCUCUAACGACAAUCGCGACAGCUGGUUUGCCGGUUUUGACAACAGCCAUGUCUCUGUCGUCUGGGUCGGUAGAGACGAUAACGCGGUUACCGGGCUGACCGGCGCAUCAGGCGCUUUGCGAAUCUGGAACGGCAUGGCGCGACAGGACGGUAUUGAUCCGCUCACGCACGCGCCCAGUGCAGACCUGGUCGACAUAGAAUUCAGCAGCGGCUUACGCGCCAACGCCGAAUGCGCUGAAGUGGUGAAUGUGCCUAUUCCUGACUAUGAGAAUCUGCAAACCAAACCCGGCUGCCGCAUCAAUUCCGGCGGUGGCUUACGACGCUGGUUUGGCAGUCAAUAA